Pseudophryne corroboree (corroboree frog) is the source of this 1601-nucleotide messenger RNA. RefSeq names its product solute carrier family 10 member 6 (gene SLC10A6). Gene Ontology annotation, molecular function: bile acid:sodium symporter activity. The transcript has 6 exons. The record is from RefSeq and is a predicted model, not a curated record. Gene Ontology annotation, biological process: bile acid and bile salt transport. Gene Ontology annotation, cellular component: membrane. NCBI's taxonomy places the organism in Eukaryota, Metazoa, Chordata, Amphibia, Anura, Myobatrachidae. The coding region runs from base 1 to 1101 and encodes 366 amino acids.
AUGUCCAGCAACUGCACAAACAUCUCACUGUGCUUGAAUGACACCCUCAGUGACCACAGUAGCAAUGACAUCUUGUCAGUAUUAUUCAGUACCAUCCUUACUAUAAUGCUGGCCCUGGUGAUUUUUUCCCUCGGAUGCACUGUGGAAGCUGCCAAACUGUGGUCACAUAUAAGGCGUCCCUGGGGAAUCGCUAUAGGACUGGUGUGCCAAUUUGGACUUAUGCCUCUGAUCGCCUAUCUUUUAGCUAUUGGUUUCUCUGUACGACCAUCGCAAGCUGUGGCUAUACUCAUUAUGGGAUGUUGCCCUGGUGGUCUCAUCUCUAACAUUAUCACCUUGUGGGUUGAUGGAGACAUGGAUCUUAGCCUCAGUAUGACAUUGUGUUCAACCAUCCUUGCUUUUGGUAUGAUGCCACUGUGUCUCUUCGUAUACUCACACUCCUGGGAACUGGCAAAAAGCAUAAAAAUACCAUAUGACCGCAUAGGUAUGGCACUGCUAAGUGUAGUUGUUCCUGUUGGAGUGGGGAUGUACGUAAAUUACAGAUGGCCAAGAAAAGCAAAAAUACUUUCUAAGGCUGGCUCCGCUAUUGGGGGACUUCUCAUGCUUGUGAUUGGUAUAGCCAGUGCUGUGUUAUACAAAGGAUCCUGGAAUACAGACAUCUCCAUCCUCACAAUUGGCAUUGUCUACCCUCUGCUUGGCUAUGUAUUAGGUUUCUGCAUGGCUGUUAUGAUGCGCCAGUCUUGGCAAAGAUGCAGAACUAUUGCUUUGGAGACAGGAGCCCAGAAUGUACAAAUGUGUUCCACUGUUCUUCAGUUGUCUUUUACUCCAAAGCAACUUGUUCAGAUGUUUACCUUCCCUUUGAUAUAUGCAUCCUUUCAGUUUCUUAAUGGAAUGCUUCUUGUAGCCGCUUAUCAGCUGUACAAGAGAAAAUUUUACAACAGACGUAAACAAACUUCUAUGAGCAAGUCAGAAGAAUGCAUCAGAGUGAAUGAACUAAUAAUCAACGGAAAUGUCAAUCCCAGCUUUGAAUAUGAUACAGAAUCAGAUUCACCAACAGGGCAGUUAUCUGUAAUAUCUGCAAUUUCUAAGGAUACCUUUCUAUGACAGUGUACACAUGGCCAAGGCUAAGGGACUGGCAGAGACAGACUAAUGUUAAUGUUUUGUUUGAUACAGUAGCAUAUUUAUUUCCAAUGUCAUGAGCGAUAUUCUGAUGAAUUCCGUUACAAAAUAUCUCUCAGCGGUGUAUGCAGGAGUGUGGGCAGACGGUAAGGUUUUAACUGGGCAGCAGGUGAGCGCCAUGCAUGUUAGGUCAGCCAUGUGCUCCUGCAUGAUGAAAUUUUUAACACUACUUACUAUUUAUCUAUAUAUAUAUCUAUAUAUAUAUAUCUAUAUAUAUAUAUAUAUUAGAAUACAAGGUCCCUUUUUCCAAGCUGACAUAUAACUUGUUCUGCACCUCCCAGGUAGUCUCCUGCUAGUGGUGUCAAUGGAUAAAAAUAAAAAAUUUACCUCAGGUGCGCCAAUAGUAAUUUUAGGUACUGUUAAGGGAAUGCUCCCUAUAAAAUGUGUAUACCUUUUUAUCAAGUUGUGUACCCCUUUUGUCAAAU